Ictalurus punctatus (channel catfish) is the source of this 2730-nucleotide messenger RNA. RefSeq names its product Ran GTPase activating protein 1b (gene rangap1b). Gene Ontology annotation, biological process: nucleocytoplasmic transport; signal transduction; activation of GTPase activity. Lineage: Eukaryota; Metazoa; Chordata; Actinopteri; Siluriformes; Ictaluridae. The record is from RefSeq and is a predicted model, not a curated record. Gene Ontology annotation, cellular component: nucleus; perinuclear region of cytoplasm; cytosol. Gene Ontology annotation, molecular function: small GTPase binding; GTPase activator activity. The coding region runs from base 172 to 1866 and encodes 564 amino acids. The transcript is spliced from 16 exons.
AUUUUGCAUUUAAAUUUCACGCGGUUUUAUUUUGAAAAGUUCAGGAACCGGCAAACUAAAGUGUCCCCAUGUGCCCAUGUUGUGAAAGAAAACCCUGGUCAGUAUUGGGUAGUUGAGGUUCUUGGAGAUUUCAGGUGUGAAACUUCAGCAAGGCAAUCGAAAGUAAAUCGGAUGGCUUCUGGAGAUAUUGAUCAGCUUACAGAGGCUCUGGCCAAGACUCAUGUAGGGGAAGAGCUCAGCUACAAGGGUCAAGGACUGAAGCUGAAUGAUAAACAGUCAGUGGAAGAGAUAGCACAAGCGAUAGAACAGUUCCAGGGUUUGAAGGCAUUGCGGCUUGAAGGAAAUACUCUUGGUGUUGAAGCAGCGCAGGCUAUUUCAAAGGCUCUUGAGUCCAAAAAGGAUCUGCAGCGAUGCUACUGGAGUGACAUGUUUACGGGUCGCCUUCGCUCUGAAAUUCCAUCUGCCUUGAAAUCACUGGGCAGUGCCUUGAUGAUCUCUGGGGCCAAGCUUACUGAACUGGACUUGAGUGACAAUGCGUUUGGACCAGAUGGUGUAAAGGGCAUUGAGGCCCUCCUCAAGAGUGCUGUGUGCUACACUCUACAGGAACUCAGGCUGAAUAAUUGUGGCAUGGGCAUUGGAGGAGGCACAAUCCUGGCCUCUGCACUGACUGAAUGCUACAAGCAAUCAAGUGCUGCCGGCUCACCUCUAAAGCUAAAAGUCUUUGUAGCAGGACGUAAUCGACUUGAGAAUGAUGGCGCCACUGCACUUUCCCAAGCAUUUCAGUUAAUUGGAAGCCUUGAGGAGAUUCACAUGCCACAGAAUGGUAUCAACCACCCAGGCAUCACAGAUUUGGCCACUGCAGUGCAACACAAUCCCAAUCUGCGUGUGAUUAACCUCAAUGACAAUACCUUUACCAAGAAGGGUGCGGUAGCCAUGGCCCAGGCCCUCAGGCACUUGUGCAAUGUACAGGUUAUUAAUUUUGGAGACUGUCUGGUGCGCUCUGAAGGUGCCAUUGCUAUAACAGCAGCACUAAGAGGACUGCCUGAUCUUAAGGAGCUGAACCUGUCAUUUGGAGAGAUUUCAGAAGCUGCAGCUCUGGUUGUUGCCCGGGCUAUACGGGACAAAGCUGAACUGGACAAACUAGACCUCAAUGGAAACUGCCUGGGGGAAGAUGGUUGUGAAGCUCUGAAAGAGGCCAUGGAAAGUAUGGGCAUGGGGGAUGUGCUUUGUUCACUCAGUGAUGAUGAAGGGGAAGAGGACGAGGAUGAUGAUGAUGAUGAGGAAGAUGGUGAAGAUGAGGAUACAGAGGAAAAGGUGGAAGAUGAGCAGAACUGUAUCAAUGGGCUAAAAGAUGAAGGAAGCCCAAGAAAGGUGCCAUUAGGCAGUGCUGAGUUCUUGUCCUUCUUUCAGUCUCCAACUUCAGAGAACCUUCUUAACCUUGGUGCCAAGAGAGUUCAGCUCUUUGAGCAACAAGUGGAUUUCUCAGAUGCUGCUAAAAUUGCAGACAUUUUUCUUCAGCUAUCUUCAGUGUAUAAAGAAGACGCAGAUGUGAAGCAAGUUGUUUUUGAGAUUGCUGAUGCCCUGUUGAAGAAGGCGCUUUCCAACCCUCAGUUUCAGACCUAUAGUUUUACCUGUUCACUGUUGGUGAAAGCGGGGCUUUUAAAGGGUGAGAAGAAGGCCAAGAAAGUUUGUGUCUUGCCUGGUCACCUACUUACUCUGAAGCACUGUGUUGAGCAAGAAUACUUCCCUGUGGACCAGGCCAAUGUUCUAGAGGUCUUUGUGUCUCGAAAUGGCAAAGUUUUGGCGUCAUGUUCCAGUGCUAGAGAUGACCUUAAAGCCACACUGGAGAAAAGGAUCUCUGCCUAGGACCUUGUUUUUGUCACUGAGAACUCCUAAUACAGGACAAACAUAUGGGCCAAUGAGGGGACCACUAAUGCUUCUAAGGACUUGAUCUAUUAUUGUCUGUAUCCACCCAAGUCAUCAGUUCUCUUAAUUGGAGCAUAGUUUGACCAUAGUGAAGCAAGUCCUUGGAAAUGUAUAAAGUACAUUGCAAACCACUGCCUUAUUACAAACAAAUUGUAAGUUAAAUUAAAUAUAUAAACUUGAUUGGCUUUGAAAAGAAGUGUGACUCUACUGAGGUUUUACUUUCAUUCACAGAUUCAGUCUUGGCUACCUGAAUAACAGCCCAAUUGCUGUUAAAGAGCUUUUUAAACAUGACGAUAUUUGAAGAUGAAUUGUCACGGAUAUUCCUAUAUUAUGCACAAACACUUGCUCUUUGGCCAGUGCCAGACUGAAUCUGAAGAAUGGAACAAACAUGAAAAUGCUAAUUAGUUUUUUCCUCCAGGAGAAAAUAACUGUUAUGACUUUUUUUUUUAGUAUUGACCUAUUUUCAUAAAUAAAAACAAAAACGUCAUAAAAAAAGUAUUGGGUGAGAGCUUUGUAGUAAAAUAAAUAAAUAACAAAUCUAGCUCAUGUAGGAAGUGUAAUUUCAGAGGUGCGAUAAACACCUUUACACUGAUUUAUUUGGCAAGAGGUGUCAAAUUUAGUAUGAAGUGAUGUCUGUAGAAUUGGUGUUAAAUCUUUAGGGCAGCUAGUACAAGGGAACAGAAUCAAAUAUGAAAAACGUACCUCAAUACAGUUUGAAUCUCAUAUUUCUGGCUGUAUGAUUAUUAUACUCAGUGUGCUUUUAUUGUUUUUGUAUUCACAUUAAACUGAUGACUUUUGAGAAAA